CCCGGAAGGCUGUUGGAAUCCGCCUCCCUGCGAAAAGCUCAAGUAAAUAAUUGACGGCGAUUGACGCGGUCCAGGACAAAGCUUUGAGGAAAGCCAGUGCAUCCGAUUUCGAGCGGUUUGGGAAUCUUCCGCCGAGUAAGGGGUAUGCGAGUGCAGCGAGGACUGUGAGCCUGGCUACCGGUCUUCCAUCGCGGGCGUGGUUCUGGCCUUUUUGUCUUCUUGCCGCCCGCCCCUCCGUCUCCGCACUCCGCCUUCUUCUCUUCCCUUUUGAAAGUAGCCUCUCUUUGGUUACUUCUACGCAGUCCUCCCUUGCAAUCCCGCCCCCUCCCCUGCCCAGUCCGGUGAGGCCAGCUCACGAAUAUCAGUGCACUUCCCGGGGAGCGUCUGGCACGGCUUGGUACCUUGCGUGUUCGCCUGCUCAGAGCCGCAACUCCAGCCCAGCCGCGGGCCGCCAAGGAGUAAUCCGCUCUUCCGGCCGCUGAGCCUCCACGUUAACGCCAUUGUUUGGAGAAACAGAGCGGGUGUGGAGCUGGGGCGAACCGGUCCAAAGUCAAAAGUGCUCAGCCAGAUAGUCGCAUAUAUAAAACUAAGAAGUUAAACUCUCCUCGCCUCCGAAAAGACACAGUAAGAACCCUGAGGUCCCCGGAAGAUCAGAAGGAAAGCGCUGUUGAUUUGCUCCAGCUUCAAAACAUCGCCUCUGCCAAGAAAUUAGAAAGGAAGGUUGCUGGCAGUGAGGAGGGAAGAGAGUGAUCUGGUGAUAGACUAUUGUAAAUCGCCUCUGAUAGAUUCUUCCUAGACCGCAAUGAGUCAGCCGCCGACUGGGGGCGCUGCCCCUGCCACAGCCGCAGCUUCUGCCGCUACAGCUGCCACUGAGGCUCGCUUGCACCCGGAGGGCAGCAGCAGAAAGCAGCAGCGUGCUCAGUCACCCGCUAGACCGAGGGACAAUUCGGUCCGACAGACCACCGUGGGCACCCGGUCCCCGGUAGGGGCUGGCACUAAACUCAAUUCUAUUCGACAGCAGCAGCUGCAGCAGCAGCAGGGCAACAAGACCGGGAGCCGCACGGCGCCUCCGGCCAGCGCCCGAGGAAGCGGAGGAGGGGCGGAGAAGGCCGCGCCCCUGGCGCCCAAGGGGGCCGCGCCGGGAGCUGUCCAGUCCUUGGCUGGUGCUGAAGCGGCCCCUGUGGCGACCCUGGCCCCGGUGGGUGUCAGGAGGCCUGGCGCGUCGGAGGAGCCGCCCCGGGAGCUAGAGCCCGCGUCCUCUAAACUCGGGGAACCCCCUCCGCUCGGAGAAGGAGGAGGAGGGGGUGGGGAAGGAGGAGGAGCCGGCAGCGGCUCUGGGGAAAGGGAGGGGGGCGCUCCGCAGCCGCCGCCGCCGCCGCCCAGGGGCUGGCGAGGGAAAAGCGUACGCGCUCAGCCGAGGGGCGGCAGCGGCGCGGAGGGGGCCUCCUCCUCGCCAUCCACCUCCUCUGCGGGCAAAACCCCAGGCUCCGGCAGCAGAAACUCCGGGAUUGGCGUUGUGGGGCCUGGCAGCGGUGGCGGAGGGAGCUACUGGAAAGAAGGAUGUCUGCAGUCUGAGCUCAUCCAGUUCCAUCUCAAGAAAGAGCGGGCGGCGGCGGCGGCGGCCGCGGCCGCGGCUCAGAUGCACUCUAAGAACGGCGGCGGCGGCACCAACCGCAGCUCUCCGGUCGCUGGCGCCCCUGCCAUUUGUGAGCCCCUCGCACUCCCUCCCACCUCCCCAAUGGCGGCGGCAGCAGAGGGCCCCCAACAGGGCGCAGAGGGCAGCGCGAGCGGCGGCGGCGGCAUGCAGGCAGCGGCGCCCCCUUCGUCGCAGCCGCACCCGCAGCAGCUCCAGGAGCAGGAGGAAAUGCAGGAGGAGAUGGAGAAGCUGCGGGAGGAAAACGAGACUCUCAAGAACGAGAUCGAUGAACUGAGGACCGAGAUGGACGAGAUGAGGGACACUUUCUUCGAGGAGGAUGCCUGUCAACUGCAGGAAAUGCGCCACGAGUUGGAGAGAGCCAACAAAAACUGUCGGAUCCUGCAGUACCGCCUCCGCAAAGCCGAGCGCAAAAGGCUCCGCUACGCGCAGACCGGGGAGAUCGACGGGGAGCUGUUGCGCAGCCUGGAGCAGGACCUCAAGGUAGCAAAGGAUGUAUCUGUGAGACUUCACCAUGAAUUGGAAAAUGUGGAAGAAAAACGAACAACAACAGAAGAUGAAAAUGAGAAACUGAGGCAACAGCUUAUAGAAGUUGAGAUAGCAAAGCAAGCUCUGCAGAAUGAACUGGAAAAAAUGAAGGAGCUAUCUUUAAAGAGAAGAGGAAGCAAAGAUUUGCCAAAAUCUGAAAAGAAGGCUCAACAGACUCCCACAGAGGAGGACAAUGAAGAUCUGAAAUGCCAGCUGCAGUUCGUGAAGGAAGAAGCUGCUUUGAUGAGAAAGAAAAUGGCCAAGAUUGAUAAAGAAAAGGACAGAUUCGAACACGAGCUCCAGAAGUACAGAUCCUUUUAUGGGGAUCUGGACAGUCCUUUGCCUAAAGGAGAAGCCGGGGGGCCUCCCAGCACCAGAGAGGCUGAGCUCAAGCUGCGGCUGAGGCUGGUGGAGGAAGAAGCCAACAUCCUGGGCAGAAAAAUCGUCGAACUGGAGGUGGAGAACAGAGGCCUGAAGGCGGAACUGGAUGACCUGAAGGGCGACGACUUUAACGGCUCGGCCAACCCCCUCCUGCGGGAGCAGAGCGAAUCCCUGUCGGAGCUGCGGCAGCACCUGCAGCUGGUGGAAGACGAGACGGAGCUGCUGCGAAGGAACGUGGCCGACCUGGAGGAGCAGAACAAGCGCAUCACGGCAGAGCUCAACAAGUACAAGUACAAGUCGGGCGGCCACGAGAGCGCGCGGCACCACGACAGCGCCAAGACCGAGGCCCUGCAGGAGGAGCUGAAGGCGGCUCGCCUGCAGAUCAACGAGCUCAGCGGCAAGGUCAUGCAGCUGCAGUACGAGAACCGCGUGCUCAUGUCCAACAUGCAGCGCUACGACCUGGCCUCGCACCUGGGCAUCCGCGGCAGCCCCCGCGACAGCGACGCCGAGAGCGAUGCGGGCAAGAAGGAGAGCGACGACGACUCGCGGCCGCCGCACCGCAAGCGCGAAGGGCCCAUCGGCGGCGAGAGCGACUCGGAGGAGGUGCGCAACAUCCGCUGCCUCACGCCCACCCGCUCCUUCUACCCCGCACCUGGGCCCUGGCCCAAGAGCUUCUCCGACCGGCAGCAGAUGAAGGACAUCCGCUCGGAGGCUGAGCGCCUGGGCAAGACCAUCGACCGGCUCAUUGCUGACACUAGCACCAUCAUCACCGAGGCGCGCAUCUACGUGGCCAACGGGGACCUGUUCGGACUGAUGGACGAGGAGGAUGAUGGCAGCCGCAUCCGCGAGCACGAGCUGCUCUACCGCAUCAACGCGCAGAUGAAGGCCUUCCGCAAGGAGCUGCAGACCUUCAUCGACCGCCUCGAGGUGCCCAAGUCCGCAGACGACGCCGGCGCCGAGGAGCCCAUAUCCGACUCAAAUAACACAGGACCAAAUUUCACAGACUCAGCUGUAGAACUUCAUAAAAAUUAAGAAAACUGGGCCUCACCACUGGAUGGUCUAGUUCAGAAAGUGGAGGAAAUUUCCAGCUUUAGGAACUUUUAAAUAAUUCUUUGAGCGAUUGCAGUGUGCAGCAAGGCCUGAGAGUAACACAACACGGGACUGUGGUCCCCUUGGUGGAACGCUAUGGAGAUUACCAGGAGAAGCACCCCACAUUUGCUUAUAAAUUUGUUUCAUGGAAUACUCAGGAAGUGGACAGUCAUGCUGCAGGUCACAUUUCAGGGAUCUUCAGAGUUGAUGGAGCUUGUUGAGGACAAAGAUUUGUCUUAUUCUUCUUCCAGUCCUCAGGAUCUAACACUACAGCUGGCCGAGAGCUGGUGCUCACAAAUACUUUUUAAGUGGAAUGUUAAUUGGAAUGCCCAAGACCUCUCCCUAAGAAUGGAAGAUCGUUUAAUGUUCAAGAGAGUUCUGCUAAACAACUGAGAUGUAUCAUAAAGCGCUUUGAAAAUUGUAAAGGGCAGACAUUAUUCUAGAAGGAAGGAUUAUUUAAAAUGCCACAUGUAAUAGCUUCUUUUUUUUUGGCUGUGUUGGGUCUUCGUUGCUGCACGGCCUUUCUCUAGUUGCAGCGAGCAGGGGCUACUCUUUGCUGCGGUGCGUGGGCUUCUCUGCAGUGGCUUCUCUUUGCGGAGCACGGACCCUAGAACGCGCAGGCGCAGUAGUUGUGGCACACGGGCUUAGCUGCUCCGCGGCAUGUGGGAUCUACCCGGGCCAGGGAUCAAACCCGUAUUCCAUUCAGUGGCAGGCGAUUCUUAACCACUGCGCCACCAGCGAAGUACCCUAGUUCCUAAAUUAUAAUAUGCUAUAAGAAUGAGUUCAGUUUUUCAAAGUCAUCUCUUUUCCAAUUUUUUCCAUAUCGUUUACAAUGAAAAUAGAAAUACAAUACCCCUUUAACUGGUAAAUAUGUUUAAAGAGUAAAAGAAAAAGGGGCUGAAAAACUAUACAAGCAAAAAUCAGAAGCCACCCAGUAUAAAGAGAUUAAAUAAAUAACUGCUUCUUGGUGCUUCAAGAUCAUCCUUCAGACAGAAAACUGUAAAGUAAUUGUGCAGUGUUAUACUAAAGGCAAGUUGGUGCAUUUAUCCCUAGAUUUUCUUCCAUCACUAAGUUAAAGUUCUUUUGUCUUCGUAUUCUGACCGAGGAUUUACAUUAUUGAAGGAUACAAACCUCUUUAAAUAAAUAGCCAUGAAGAUAAAUACUCUGUUACAUGACUCCUGUGUUAUACUUGGAAGAUGAAGUAUUAGCUCCCUCAUUUGGGACUUAGAAGAGAACUGAAUUUAAGAUUUAAUGAAGCCAGAAAUAAAUGUCUCACACCCCAAACUCUUAUCCCUGGGUUCUAUUCCCUUCCUUGAGCUCCUUGGAAUUUUAAACUUUAAGGCACCCCUCCAGGAAUUAGAAGACCUGGAUUCUAUUCCUGGCAUUGCUAGUUAGUGCCUUUGUGACCUUGAGCAAAUGGCUUAACAUCAGGGCCUCUUUCCUCAGCUGUAAAAUUAGAAGCUUGGCUAGAUGAUUUCAGGGGUUCUUUCUGGCUCUAAAAUUCUGUAAGUCUGGAAACACCUGCUAGUGACAUUUAUGCACUCAUUGCUCUUUCCCCCUUUCCAAAAUGUUUUAGUUUGUGGCUUAAUAGCAUCAUUUAUAUAGAUCUUUUCAAACCCUUUCCAGGAUUUCCUUUUUUUGUUUCUUGAUAGCAGCUCAUGUUUCUACAUUUACUUUACAUUAAGAAUUGUUACAUGCAUUUCUUUGCAUAUUUGUUAUACACUGAAAUGGGAUUAGUAUGACAUCAGAUAUGAAUGAUUCUUCCAAAUUCUCUAAUAUAGAGAGCAAUAAUUUGAGCCACUUUCAUAUUUGAAGGUUUAAAUAUUUAAAUGGAUUAAAAGUGACCUGGAUUGUGCAACAAAUUGCAUUUUUUUCCAUAAGGUUUUCAGCCAUUUGACACCUGCUUGAAAAUGUCAGGCACUUCAAGAUGUCUGAAUAUCACUAUAAGGCUGGGUAUACCAGCAUCUGUUUUCAAAAUCCAUUCGUUUUAUGUACAUAACAGCAGGAUCUUUUCUUAAAACAAAGCUUUCUUAGAAAUUUUUAGUGGAAAGGUUCAGAAAUACCUGAGCUGAGUAUUUAUUGCCUUUGUGUGCUGUCAUCUAAUUGCAUUGCUUUAUUUCUCUGGGGUAUGAAAUAUAGCAUGGAAAUUUUAGCUAAUAUGCAUAAAAAAUUAUUCAACAGAAAGGGUUGGUAAGUACUACAAUUAAUGGUAGACUUGGGAGAAAUUCUGUCAAAGUUUUUUGUCCCUAGUUUUUUAUUCUAUUUUUGAUAUAAUUUAAGGUCAACU
Messenger RNA from Mesoplodon densirostris (Blainville's beaked whale), 5939 nucleotides. It is a transcript of the gene MTCL3, whose product is annotated as MTCL family member 3. The record is from RefSeq and is a predicted model, not a curated record. The coding region runs from base 803 to 3595 and encodes 930 amino acids. The transcript has 7 exons. Gene Ontology annotation, biological process: regulation of autophagy. Lineage: Eukaryota; Metazoa; Chordata; Mammalia; Artiodactyla; Ziphiidae.